This is a messenger RNA of Daucus carota subsp. sativus, 783 nucleotides long. RefSeq lists its product as uncharacterized. The transcript has a single exon. The record is from RefSeq and is a predicted model, not a curated record. Lineage: Eukaryota; Viridiplantae; Streptophyta; Magnoliopsida; Apiales; Apiaceae. Bases 1 to 783 code for a protein of 260 amino acids.
AUGGCACCUAAAAGAGCUCGAGGAAGACCCUCUAAUAACCGAGAGAAUGAAGAAGGAAACCGAAACGCGAACCAGAACCUUGACAUAACACAACUUCUAGAAUUGGUACGCCAACAAACAGCCACUAUUGCCCAACAACAACAACUUCUUCAACAAAUGCAACCACCACAACCACCUCCAGGAAAUGUCACCACUUUCAAAACCUUCCAAUCCGUAAAACCCCCAGAAUUCAUAGGAACUCAAGAUCCGGUUGAAGCUCAUGCUUGGUUAAAAGAGAUGGAGAAGGCUUUUGCCUUGACAAAUGUUGGAGAUAAUCAUAAGGUGGAGUAUGCUGCUUAUUUUCUUAAAGGAGAAUCGAACUAUUGGUGGGAAACAGCAAAAGCUUUAGAACCCGAAGGAAUUAUUACUUGGGACAGAUUUAAGAGAAUGUUUUUGGAUAAGUACUUUCCUCGCUAUAUGCAAACACAAAUGGAGAUGAAGUUCUUUGAAUUGAAGCAAGAUAAUAUGACAGUUGGGGAGUAUGAAAAGAAGUUCACUGAACUAUCUAGAUUUAUGGGAGAGUAUGUUGAUUCUGAAGAGAAGAGAGCGAAGAGAUUUCAACAAGGACUAAAGCCGUGGUUGAGAAGUCGGGUGGCAGCUUUUGAAUUGACUACUUAUGCUGAAGUAGUUCAAAAAGCAAUGGUAAUUGAAGGCGAAAGUGAGCAGAAUCAGAAGGAGAAGGGCAACAAAAAGAGAAGAUUUGAGUCGGGUGAAGAAGGCUCAAGUUACAAGGGCCAGAAUUAG